Molecule: messenger RNA, 2866 nt
Organism: Capsella rubella
Lineage: Eukaryota; Viridiplantae; Streptophyta; Magnoliopsida; Brassicales; Brassicaceae
Product: receptor-like kinase TMK2
Exons: 6
Coding region: 30-1316 (428 amino acids)
Biological process (GO): protein phosphorylation
Molecular function (GO): ATP binding; protein kinase activity
Source: RefSeq, a predicted model, not a curated record
AUCUUUCCUAUAACCAACUCCAUGGGCCAAUGCCACAUUUUAAGAACGUUGUUCCAAACACUCAAGGGAAUCCGGACCUGAAGACAAAUCACGUUCUUGUUCCUUCACCAACAAGGAACAAUAACAAAUCAGUUUUUGUCUUACUCUUGCUUGGCAUUGUCGUUGGUUUAGUGAUUUCUGGAGCAGUGGCGAUUGGAUUGUAUCUGUUUAGGAAAAGGACGCAAUCUAACAAUCUUCCACUUCAGAAUGAAACAGUUACACAUGCGCAGCAAUCUGGUGAUGAGAUCAUGGAAACAGAGAGUUAUGUGAUUCCAUUUCAGCUUCUCAGAGAAGCUACAGAAGGUUUUUCCCAGAAGAACAUGCUUGGGACGGGCGGUUUUGGAUCAGUGUACAGAGGGAAGCUGCAGAAUGGAAACGUCGAGAUUGCUGUGAAGAGGAUGGGGCAACGGAUAGGAGGAAGAAGAGGUCUGGAAGAAUUCCAAUCCGAGGUUCAGAUUUUGACAAAGGUUUACCACAGAAACCUUGUGGUUCUACAGGGUUAUUGCCUCGAAGGAAACGAGAGACUAUUGGUGUACCGAUACAUGCCACAAGGUAGCUUAAGUAGGCAUCUUUUUCACUGGAAGGACGAAGGGUUGAAACCCCUUGAGUGGACUAGACGGCUUACUAUCGCAUUGGAUGUGGCUAGAGGGGUAGAAUAUCUGCAUACUUUGGCUCUUGAUAGUCAGAGUUACAUACACAGAGAUCUGAAACCGGAAAACAUUCUUCUGGGAGAUGAUAUGCGAGCAAAAGUGUCUGACUUUGGCUUGGCUCGGUCUACUGAAGAAGGCAGACAUUCUAUCAGGACAAAGUGUGUAGGAACACCUGGUUACAUAGCACCAGAAUAUGCAAUGUAUGGAAGGGUGACUGCAAAAGCUGAUGUCUACAGUUUCGGGAUCAUUCUGAUGGAGCUAGUAACAGCCCAGCAAGCUUUGGACGAGAAGCGUUCUGAAGCAGAUCAUCACAUUUCCAGUUGGUUAAGGAAAGUGUUUCUCGACAAAGAAUCUUUUGAAAGAGCCAUCGACGAAACCAUAGAGCUCAACGACGAGACCCGCAGCAGCGUCGAUGAAGUUUCUGUACUGGCCAAUCAUUGUUGCGCCAAGGAACUCGCGCAGAGACCCGAUAUGAGCUAUGUCGUCUCUACUCUUACCUCGCUUGUUGUCCACUGGAAACCCUGUGAGAUCGAAGAAAAAGAUGAGGAUAGAUUUAUUUCAGAGAUGAUAAAGGAUUGGAAGGAGCGCGAGUUACAGGGAAGCAGCAGCAGCAUCACCGUAGUAUGAUUCAGUUUUUGGUGAUAGUUUGGACUUUGGAGGAGUAUAAGAAGAACAAGCAAAGAGAUAUUGGCUUCCCAGUUUACUCAGGUAGAUGAAAAUGUAGCAGAGGCAGAGCCACCAAAAUGGUGGGAGAGGAAUGCUCCAAACAUGGUUGAUAUUCAUUCUACUGAAGAAUUCUUGAGCGCGAAAGAUUCAUUGUAGAGUUCUAUGGAACUUGGUGUACUUCUUGCAGAGCAUUGUUCCCAAAGGUUUGAAAGACAGCGGUGGAACAUCCUGAUAUAGUGUUCCUCAAAGUAAACUUUGAUGAGAAUAAACCAAUGUGCAAGAGUCUGAAGAUUUUUCUCAGCAGCAAAACAGCUAAAUCCAAAAUUCGGCGAAGGUUUGAGAGAUGCAAGGAGGAGUGUGGAGCCAACUAUGGAGGAAAUACAAAAAGAUCGAGAGAUUUGCUGUUUUGGGAAAUGAUCGAACCUUACCGUCGGCCAAAAACCUUCACGGCUUUGAUUACUAUCUAUGUCGCCGCCUUUUACACCGGCGUCAUCGGCGCUGCAGUUACGGAGCAGCUGUACAAGGAGACGAGUGUUGCCUUGGACUGGUACCCUGGGGAGAUAAAUAGGUUGCCAUUUCAAAAUUGGCUUCACUUUAAAGAUAGAUUGCUUAUCAGAUUUGACAAUGUGAGAGUUACAGGUCCAAGACUCAGCUUGUAUUGCAUCAAACAGAAGGGUACAAUUGCUGGGUAUGUGCAAAGAUUCGAAGAAUUAUCUGCUCAAGUCACGGGGUUAGAUGAUGAUAGGCUGCAAGGGGUUUUUAUGGGUGGUUUAAAACAAGAAAUGCAGGAAAAGGUGUAUGAGAUGCAGCCUCAGAACUUGUCUAAUGGAGAAGUUGUCACAGUUCUCCCAACUGGUAUAUUGCAGCCUGCUUGUGCACACCAGCUAUUUGCUCACAGUUUUAGAAGACAACCAAGUAUAAGGAAGCAGAGAAAAUGCUUCAAAACCUGGAGAUUCAAGUUUAAAAACAAGUGAAAAUCAAACAUACUGAUCAAACAUCAGCUCAUUGUUAGUGAAGAUGGCAAGUCUAUCAGUAUUAGUUUUCAUGCUACAGUUGGAUUGAUGCAGAGGGGAAGAUUUCAAAGCCUUACAAUGCAGAAACAAGCUCACAUGUCAAGUGUGCUUCUCAACUUUAGGAUGAUUCAUGCUUGACAAGGCAUGAAACCGGUUAUUAAUGAUGCUAUGUAGCCCAUGAAGUUGAAGUUGUUCUAGAUGAAGUUGUUCUGCUGCUUAAAACAGGACAUGCAGAUGUGGUGCUGCUUUCAAUGUGGGAUUUUGGAAUAUUAUAAAGUAACAAGAUCAGGUUUCUAAUAAGAAGAUGUUUUUUUUUUCUUUGCUUAUAUAUAUCUUCUUGCAGCUCCUUAGCUUAUAACAGCUGGUUCUUGAUGACAAAUUAGCAAAAUCCUUUGUUUCACCAGUAACAGAUGAUAUCAGAUAUGAUUACAUGUAAGUUCCUCAGUUUUCCUCGAGUACAGCCUCAAACUAUAUCUAGUCCUUUCAUUUUUUUAUUUU